Molecule: messenger RNA, 368 nt
Organism: Uloborus diversus
Lineage: Eukaryota; Metazoa; Arthropoda; Arachnida; Araneae; Uloboridae
Product: LYR motif-containing protein 4-like
Biological process (GO): iron-sulfur cluster assembly
Cellular component (GO): mitochondrion; L-cysteine desulfurase complex
Source: RefSeq, a predicted model, not a curated record
AUGGCAUCUCGCACGCAAAUUUUGAGAAUUUAUAAACAAUUAUUAAAAGAAUCGAGUAAAUUUUCUAGUUUUAUGUAUAGAACGUAUUCCCUGAGAAGAAUAAAAGAUGCCUUCAGAGAACAUAAAGAGGAAACUGAUAACGAAAAAAUUCAAGAUUUAGUCACUUAUGCAAAUAGUAAUUUAGAGAUAAUCAAACGUCAGGUAGUAAUCGGACAGUUGUUCCGAGGGCCAGAAAUUGUCAUCGAAAAGCAGCUGAAAUCAAACAAAGCACUGAAAAAUUAGGUCUUAAUUCAACUUAUGAUGCAAAAAAUUUACAUUUUGCUGCUUUUUUAAGCAUUUGAAUUCACGGAUGAAAAUGAAAUAGUUGU